Alternaria incomplexa is the source of this 957-nucleotide messenger RNA. RefSeq lists its product as uncharacterized. NCBI's taxonomy places the organism in Eukaryota, Fungi, Ascomycota, Dothideomycetes, Pleosporales, Pleosporaceae. The coding region runs from base 1 to 957 and encodes 318 amino acids. The record is from RefSeq and is a predicted model, not a curated record. The transcript has a single exon.
AUGACAAAGCAACAAGAAACAGCAGAAGCAGCGCCCGCAAGGCCGACCUUUGUUCGAAGCGAGGGUGAACAUCAGUCAACGCACGACGCAACGGUAUUCUUUGUAGAGAAGGACGAUACGAGCUACAUGUUUCUCGGCUGGACAAGGGAUACAGAUGAUUCCGAACGUCCGAAAGUCUACUACCGCUGCUACGGCAAGAAGGACAACUCAACAACAUCCCGUCACUGCUCUUGGGAUGUAGAAAACAAGAAAUUCCUCGAAACUGCAUUCACCCAAGUAGAUGCUUGGGACGAGCAUGUCGAACUCCCGGAAACCCUCAAAUGCUUCCUUGAGAAGAAGUACGCCCGAAGGUUUCCCGACAAUGCGCUCAAGCUCAAGCUCGAACGACCAACAGAGCUGAGCAAGCGCAAGUCCCACACGACUAGGAAUUUGGAAGAUUGCGACGCAGCUGAUGAGGUGGACGCGAAGCGGCAAAGAACCAAGGAACCGAGUUCAGUCUCGCAGACGCCCGACAACAACGAACCUACAAUCGAACGUUCGCCGCCGUCACUGUCGCUGAACGACACUCUCGAGCGUACGACCGAAGCUCGCCGACAGUCAAACGAACAGUGCGGCAAGCGACAGGAUUGCCUCGAUGAACGGAAGGCAGAGGUCGAACAAGAGCUGGCGUGGCUCGAACAAAGUUCGGAGGAGCUCGAUCGAAAGGCGAAGCAGGCCGGACAGAAGGGGGAAGCCGACACUGACUACUGUCCUUGCCGCGUCUCACGUAUGCCAGAAAUACUCCGGCGACUUCGGGAACUGCAGCUUCCUGUGGGAGACGAAGAGCGUAGGGCGGUCGAGCCCCGUGCAAGGAGAUUGAGCGAACUAUCAGAAGCGCAAGCAAGAGAUGUUAGGGCCAUGAGACACUUUAUUGAACGCCAACGACGGCUACUCUGUCCCACCGAUGCUUCAUCAUGA